Schistocerca nitens (vagrant locust) is the source of this 1588-nucleotide messenger RNA. RefSeq lists its product as uncharacterized. The transcript is spliced from 5 exons. The record is from RefSeq and is a predicted model, not a curated record. Bases 62 to 754 code for a protein of 230 amino acids. NCBI's taxonomy places the organism in Eukaryota, Metazoa, Arthropoda, Insecta, Orthoptera, Acrididae.
AACAUUCUUAUCAGCCUGCAUUAGUCAGAGCUGAUGACAGGCUCGAACAACAGUGAGUCAGAUGGAGAAUCACACAGGUUUCCAUGCUUCUUUAGAGCAACUAUUGCGAGGUCUCGUUGAACAGCAAAUGCUUCUCACAUCUGCGAUUCAUGAUUUCGUCGUGGCAUCCAAUGCGGGGCAUCUCUUGUCGUUGUCUCUACCUCCUUACAAUGAGAUGGCGGAAGAAUGGUCUGAUUCCGAAAAACAUCUUCGACAGCACUACUUGGCAUUUCAUGUUGCGGAUGACCAAACAUAUGAAGAAAGUGAUUUAAGAACAAGAGGCAACAAAACAGCACUUUGUACAAGGGUGCAUUUUUUUAUGAAGAUUACUGAGCUGGUGUUUGCAUGCUUGGCUGCUGGGUUGCUGUCUGAAGCAGAGGAUAUAACAAACACCAUACUGAAAACAGAAAUAGUACAUGGAACAACAAUUGGUUUUAUUAUGAUCAAUGGACUCAUAGUUUUUGCUGAACUUACACAGCCAAUAGGCAAAGCACCGAUGGUACUGUCAUCAGUAUUUGGUUGCAUUAUGUUCAUCACUUCUGGAGUGUGUCUGCUACAAGUGAGGAAGACUAUUGGUGCUGUGUGUGCAGGAAUAAUCUCAAUACUAGAAGGUGUACUCUUCUUCAGUGAUAUUUUUGUUGUCUGGUGCUAUAGAGAGGAUGUCAAGAUACAAUGGUCACGCCAGAGCUUGCGUUCCAGAGCUGUAUUUGUCUAGAUGGUCAUGAAAAUCAACCAAAAGUUCUUCUACAUGGACUGUCUCACAUCACUGUUAAUGCUACUUCACUUAGUACAUUCAUUUUAUCUGAAUAUGCCAUACCCGCCAAAAACUGAAGGAGAGCAAUAAGUGCUGAAGCUGACUGUGUUCUUCCAAAUAUUCCAAUUUGAUUGACUGAAGCUCUGAAGGAGUCAUCACAGUUGUAAUAUUUAUAUGACACAGAACAAGAUUCUAUUCUGAUAACUUUGUAAUACAGUGCUGGUCAUGGACCCUCAAGACACAUUAACGAAUUUAUGCAAGCAAUACAUAUAUCUGCAGGAUUAAAGGUACUCUACAGGAGGAAAGCAGGUAAUAUGUAAAUAUAACUUAUUAAUGUAUUAUUUACAGUGGAAAGUUGAAGAGCUGUGAGUUCAUAAUUUAUUUUGUUAUAUUUAUUGUGAAUAAAAUGCAUAAAUAUGCAAUAUGGUAAUUUAUUGUGUAAGUUUGAGUAGCUGUGUUCUCAUCAUUUUUUAAGAAUUACACCUAAUAGCGAAAUCUUAUGUUUUCAUUUGUGAUUAUUUAUAUGUAUGCCCCAACUCGAUUUCCAUAAUUAAUGUGUAAAACCAUUGAAGGGUAAGUAAGUUUCUGUUUUCUUACAAUAUGCUCAUGAUUAAAUCUAUUGCUGCACCUGAGAACUCCUUAUUCAUUGGGGUUGAAAAAUGAAUAAAUGUGCUUACACAACAAGGAAACGUUGUGCUAAAUUCCAAUAUUCCAUCAAUAAAUGUAUUUUUCUCUUUAUGUAGGAUGUAAGGACAGUAUUCCUGUAGUCUAUGCCUGUAAAACUUAUUUUGCAGC